Messenger RNA from Poecilia reticulata (guppy), 1176 nucleotides. The record is from RefSeq and is a predicted model, not a curated record. NCBI's taxonomy places the organism in Eukaryota, Metazoa, Chordata, Actinopteri, Cyprinodontiformes, Poeciliidae.
AUGAACAUCUCCAAUAACUCCGAUCCAGCCGAAGAAAACAAUGAAAACUACAGUGAUGAUGGUGGUUAUGAACCUUGUUCUAACAGUGUGAACGUUAUGGUUGGACCUUACAUUCACUCCAUCAUCUGCAUCCUGGGCUUGGUGGGGAACAGCCUGGUCAUCCUCACCUAUGCCCUCUACAAGAGAACCAAAUCCAUGACUGACGUCUACCUGCUCAAUGUGGCCAUCGCUGACCUGCUGUUCGUGCUGGCUCUACCUUUCAUCGUCUACAACGAGCUGUACUCUUGGCCCAUGGGGCAGGUGGCCUGUAAGCUGCUGCGUGGUUCCUACAGCGUCAACCUGUACAGCGGCAUGCUAAUGUUAACCGUCGCCUACCUGCACUGCUGCCUGAACCCGCUGCUGUACGCCUUCAUCGGAGUGAAGUUCAGGAGCCACUUCAGCAGGAUCUUCCAGAACCUGUGCUGUGUGGGUAAGAGGUACAUCGCCCCGCGCCGCUCAUCCAGAGCCACCUCCGAUAUCGGCAUGUCCACAUUUCGCCAUUCAGUGAAUGUUACUGCUGAAAACAGUUCGUCUUUAAUCAUGUGAAGAUGUUUUUCUCAGAGGCUCUGAUUGAGACAUUCAGGUCUUUAAUAUUCAAACUGGACUUUUACCAUCAGCAUGAUGGAUUUAGAAAGGACUAAAAAAACAUGACAAUAUCCAUAAGUUUUGGUUUGUUGAGCUGAUUGUUUCUCAUUCUCCAUAAAAUUUCUGGCUACUGUUGACAAUACUGUGUAUUGUGAGGCAUAAUUAUGACUACAGGUACCUAGCCUUAAAAUUUUACUAAAAAGCAGCUAAAAAAUGUUUUUUUGUCUAAAAGAGUUGAGAAAGUUAUUAAAAAGAAAGAAUAGAUGUCCAGACAAUUGAUUAUUCAGUUGAUCAGAUGGAUAAACCAACCUGACUUACCACCUCUCUGUUAUGGAUAAAUUUGGACAGAGAUAAAGAAAUCAGAUGUUUUAUUUUACAGAUAUUUUGCUGGACUGACUAAAACAACCUUCAGAUAUUUCUGAUGCCCAGUUGAAAGCUGUGAUAUGUUGUAGUAAGAAGAUCCUGGUUUAAAUCCCAGCCUGGAGUUUUUCUUUCAUGGACUUGAUGUUCCAUCUCCCUGUGAGAGUACGAGUUCCCUCUGGGUACUCUGGU